This is a messenger RNA of Paecilomyces variotii, 2039 nucleotides long. RefSeq lists its product as hypothetical. NCBI's taxonomy places the organism in Eukaryota, Fungi, Ascomycota, Eurotiomycetes, Eurotiales, Thermoascaceae. The record is from RefSeq and is a predicted model, not a curated record. The transcript has a single exon. Bases 396 to 2039 code for a protein of 547 amino acids.
CUCUGUCUCCAAACUUCGUCCUUCAGCAACAACAUUUCUUUACUUGAGCUUCAGCUGGUCUGAAGCUUGUAGUGAAGGCUUGCGGCAACGUCUGUCUAGUUCCUGCUGGCAAACAUUGUCUUGGAGAUCUUGCUCUUCAUAACCAUCUUCAUAACCUUCCUCUGCCACAUCUUCCUCUUCAAAAUCUUCUGCAACUUCUUCCAGCUGGCCUGGACACGUUACAGACGCCACCAUCCCGCAGAUCUCUGUCUUGCAAACACAACUUCACCAUUCUUCUUGACCGAACCCCUUGGAACUCUGCAUUGAGAUACCUUCUCGAUUCUGCAUUCAACUCCUUCUGCAAACUCUGUCCAACACUUCAACACCUCAGAAUACUCACUCUUCAACUCGUCAAGAUGCCUGCGAAACGUGACAACACUCUCUUCCGUCCUCCCGCGGAAACUCAUGGCUUGUUUUCAGAAGAAGAGUCUAGCGGUCAAGAAGACACUCAGACUUCAUAUCCUGCUACUGCUCGCGCGGAAUCACUGGAUCCGACUGCCACUGGUAAAUCAACUGGAGGAAACCAGAAUCCUGCGGCUUCAACUGCUGCCGAAGAAGAGGAGCACGAUGACUUCUUUUCUGAAUACGUCCACAAAAAACCGCCGAAGGAGGCACAGACCUCAUCAGCAUCGCAAAAGCCACAGAAGAAAGCUGCUUCGUCAGUUCCGCCUCGCAGAUCGGCACGUCAGCAAACUCCUGUCCAGUCUCAACCGACCUCAUCCACCGGCUUGCGUCGUUCUACUCGUGCUACUAGCCAGCCAGCGAGUGAACCUUCUUCCGUUCCUGUCCCUUCAUACUCCGAACUCCAUGCUCCACAGACUGUCAGCAAGAAACGCAAGGCAGCAGCAGCACCAAAGACCACCAGCAAGAGCGCCCCGAAAGCGAAGAAACCUCGUGUUCAGCCGAAAAAAGGACGCAGGGCUGUCACACCAGCAGUCUCAGAGAAAGACGCAGAGGAUUUCGAUGAUGAUCUUGCGGACGAUACCGAACAAGUUCAUCCAACUACCGGAGGAAAAUCAGUAGCUCCGCAGGCACCUGUGAAGCGUGCUCCGCUCAGAAGAGGUCGCUCAGCCACUCCUGCCAUCUCAGAAAGCGCUCUAGACGACGAUUCCGAUGACCAUUCCGAUGAGACUCUGAUCAACCGUGCAACCACAGGCGGCAAAGGACUUCCCAUUGAAACAUUAGCAACCAUCCGCGAAGUUGAUAGCGAUCAUUCCGACGUCCACUCCAACAUCCACUCCAGCACGACCAGCCACUCUGACAACGCCGUCAUCGACACCGUCGAAUCCCUCGCGAGCCACACUGAACCACAGCCGAAGCUUGAUGCAAAGACCGGAACUGAAGACACGUACUGGGUGUACGUUGUCGUCCAGGUUGACGGCCGUGCCCAGGGAAUUCCGGGCCGGACCAUCCUCGGAACAUACGUCGACAAGAAACGGGCAACCGCCCACAUGCUCAACCGGAUCCAACGCCUCCAGAAAGAGACUGGAGGUGACCAGUUCGAGCUGAGAAGCUCCUUCGGCCCAGAGGGCAUCUACCAGCAAGUGGUCGACUCGCAGGGAUACGGGGCAGUGGCGGUCUUCAUUGAAAAGGAGCUGCGCGAAGGGGUCGCGCCCCAAGACCGCGUUCAACCCACCCCCAACUGGCUCCCCCGAUUCGUGUACUUGACCAUCGUGGAGACGAGAAACCUCGAAUCCGCGGUGGUCAAGACCCACGUCCAUGAGCAGGUCUACACGACCCUCGGGCAGGCAAACCGCCAUGCCAUGGACGUGUGGCGUCUCGGCCAAAUGACAACGGAGGAGAUUCAGACCAGGAAUCUCCGGGCCGGGACCAUGAUCGGCGGGGACCACGAGGGGUGGGUGAUGAAGCGGCUCGACGAGCUGGAGGUGGAGGAGAGGCCCUUUGCGGAGAAGUGGCAGCUGCCACUUGGGGAGGGCCCGAAGACGGAGGAGAUCAGUAUCCGGGUGCACAAGCACGAAGUUGCCGGGCCCCGGAACUGA